This is a messenger RNA of Acanthosepion pharaonis, 918 nucleotides long. The record is from the annotation of a GenBank genome assembly. Lineage: Eukaryota; Metazoa; Mollusca; Cephalopoda; Sepiida; Sepiidae.
AUGAUCUUAAAAGUAUUCCUUCCUUCCUUCCUUCCUUCCUUCCUUCAACUUUAUUUUUCCAUUUCUUUUCUUUCGUUCCUGUCUUUCGGUAAUUCUGUCAGCUUUUCAAAAUUCUAUCUUUUUUUCUUUCCUCUUGUCUGUGAUUUUUUCGAUAUUUCCUGGCGAAUAUUUUUUCUUUUCUUUUCUUCAAAUACUUCCUUCUUAAUUAAGGUUAAUUUUUCAGUUUUUCUUUUUCGAUUUCAUUCAUUCUUCUUUUUUAUCUUUCAUUCAUUCCGUAAUUUUGGGUUAUUUUCUUUCAAAUUUCUUCCUAUUUCUCCUUUCACUCUUUUUCCUUUUUCCUCACUUUCUUUCCUUAUAUUUUGCCUUCAUUUAAUUCCUUGUUCAUUCUGUUGUCUAGCCGUAGGGGCAAUACUUAAAGCGUUUGGAAGAAAAGAAGUAAAAAGGUUAAAAACUAAUAUAUUCUUCUCUCUCUCCCUCCCUCAAUCUCCAUCUCAAUCAUAUACGUCAUUUCUCUCUCUCUCUCUCUCUCUCUUUCUCUCUCUCUUUCUCUCUCUCUCUCUCUCUCGUUGUCUCACUCUCUUUCUUUCUGCUUGUUUGUUCACAUCUCACUUUGAUUUAUUUUUUCUUUCGUUAUUUUUUCUUUCUUUAUUUUUUCUUUCGAUUUUCUUUCAUUAUUUUUUCUUUCGUUUUUUUUUCUUUAGUUAUUUGAUAUUUCGUUAUUUUUUCUUUUGUUUUUUCUUUCUUUAUUUUUUCUUUCGUUUUUUUCUUUAUUUAUUUUUUCUUUCGUUUUUUUCUUUAUUUAUUUUUUCUUUCGUUUUUUCUUUCUCUCAAUUUUGCAGAGUUUUCUCUUUCGGACGUCUUUUUGUUUGUAGAUUUAAACAGGUACCCAGUAACAUCAACAAAAAAAUUCUAACUUAA